AUGUUGGCCAUGAACUUUUCCGCCUCCUCUAUGCAGCAACAACCACCACCACAGCAGCAAGCACAAGCCCAGCAACAGCCAUCGAUUCCCCCACCACCGACUCUCUUCUAUUCGACAUCCACAGGAAGUGCCCCAUCAACGAUGACUGCAUUUUCGUUUGCGGCGCAGGGUCUACAGCAAGGAUCCUUCCAUCAAACGACGACGACUACUACUACGCCGAGCAGCAGCAUGAUGAUGACGCAGCCAAUGGGGAUUGGGAAGCGGGGACGAGCACGAUCCUACGAGCCACAGCUACAACUACAACAACAACAGCUGAUUGGCGGUUUUUGCAACGGCAUCAUGCCACAAGCACCGCCAGCAGUCAUGGCUCCUCCACCCACACCUCCCGACGACGCCUCUGAUACGACGCAUGAGUCCUCUUCGAAAAAGCGACGACCGGCCAACUAUGUAGCUCCUCGCACCGUCCCUACGACCUUUACCAGCGCGACGGCUCCCGGCCAUGUCCGACGAAAUCUCUCCUUUAGUCGGAUCGACCCCUAUGUUUCCUACGCGCAGACUCCCAGUCUUCCGGGUAUGACCAAUAACAACAAUGGCAAUGAAAAAAUGGACAUGGAUGCCAGCGCCAUGAGUCAGAGCAAUGAUGGACAAUCCCGUGUCCGAAGCAUGAGCUUAUGA
This is a messenger RNA of Seminavis robusta, 675 nucleotides long. Lineage: Eukaryota; Bacillariophyta; Bacillariophyceae; Naviculales; Naviculaceae. The record is from the annotation of a GenBank genome assembly.